Seriola dumerili (greater amberjack) is the source of this 4203-nucleotide messenger RNA. RefSeq names its product ankyrin repeat and fibronectin type-III domain-containing protein 1-like (gene ankfn1a). Gene Ontology annotation, molecular function: protein binding. NCBI's taxonomy places the organism in Eukaryota, Metazoa, Chordata, Actinopteri, Carangiformes, Carangidae. Bases 1 to 4203 code for a protein of 1400 amino acids. The transcript is spliced from 22 exons. Gene Ontology annotation, biological process: regulation of establishment of bipolar cell polarity; establishment of mitotic spindle orientation. Gene Ontology annotation, cellular component: spindle. The record is from RefSeq and is a predicted model, not a curated record.
AUGAUCCAGCGCUCCGGAGAGCCGGAGGCAGCCAGGAGGCAUCAGUCCGACAGUAAGAUCUCUCGGUUGGCUCAGAGGUGGAACCAGAGACCGGCUGGAGAUGCUCUGAUCAAAGACUUGAGGCCCCUGUUUUACACGGGAACCCCCCGAUCCUCACUCAGUCUGGACAGGCGCCUCCCAGGUGUCAUGACCCAGCAGAUGCAGAACCUUCAGUUGUCCCAGACCAGGAAGUGCCCCGGUGGGCCAGCCUCCCCCAGCGCCGCCAAGCGCCUGUACCGGAACCUUUCGGAGAAGCUGCGAGGAAGCACCUCCUCCUUCGAAGAUGCGUACUUCUUCGGCAAGACGGAUCGCCUCCGCAAGGCCUCGGUGAGUUUAAUGUGUACAAUGCAGGGCAGUGACUGUAUCUUCGAGGCAGUGGAGCAGCAGGACCUGGACGCGGUGCAGAUUCUUCUGUACCAGUUCUCGGCCGAGGAGCUGGACCUGAACACGCCCAACAGCCAGGGCCUGACGCCGCUCGACAUUGCCAUCAUGACCAACAACACGCCCAUCGCCAAGCUGCUGCUGAAGGCCGGCGGCAAGGAGAGUCCGCACUUCGUGAGCGUGGAGAGUCGGGAGGCCCACCUGAGCUCCCUGGUGGUGGAGGCGGAGCGGCGGGCGGCGGACCUGGCGGCUCAGGCUCAGAGAGACGGCCUCUCUUUGGAGGCCUGCCACAAGGACAAACAGCUGAGAGCCUGGGAGUGGAGGAGCAAGCUGUACAAACGCAUGAAGACGGGCUUCCAGCACGCACGUGCCCCAGAGGCCCCGUCUAUGGUUCGUCUGAGCGUGAGCAGUAGCACCACGCUGACCAUCACCUUUCAGGAACCACAGUGUCUCAACUCAACCGUGGUCACCAAAUACAAAGCGGAGUGGAGCUGCCUGAAGGAUUUCUCUCUGCUCGCUGGAGAGAUGGUGUUGGAUAAUCUGCAGACCCUCAAGUGCACCAUCAGUGGCCUCACCACGGGUCGGCUCUACUACGUUCGAGUGUCUGCCUAUAACAUGAAGGGCUGGGGUCCACCUGCCUCCUCCCUCCCUCCAUCUGCUGCUCCUUCCAAUUGGAGGGAGAGUGAUGGUCGGGAGCCCAGGAGGCGGGGCCACAUCGAGGCCAUGGAGCGUCUGCUGCAGCAGGUCCGAGCCACCCACACACACUACUGCUGCGGAGACACAUCGAAGCUGCAGAACCCGAGCCGGAAGCAGUCUGUGUCCAGGAGUCUCAAACACCUCUUCAACUCCUCCAACAAGUUUGUGAAAACACUGAAAAGGGGGAUUUACCUGGCGGCCGUCUUCUACCAUAAGGACAGUUUACUGGUGACGGCGGAGGACCAGAUCCCCAUCGUGGAGGUGGACGACUCCUACAGCAGCUCCCUCAUGCAGGACUUCCUGUGGUUCACCAAGCUGUCCUGUAUGUGGGAGGACGUCCGGUGGCUGAGACAGAGCAUGUCGGUGUCCAUGUCCUCAUCCUCCACGCUGCAGGCCAGGCACAAGAUGCUGACCGCCGCUGGCCAGCUGCAGAACCUCCUGGGAACUCACAACCUGGGCCGGAUCCACUACGAGCCCAUCAAGGAUCGCCACGGCAACGUGCUGCUGGUGACAAUCCGCGACACGGAGAGCCAGCACUCACUGUUCAGCGGGAAGUGGAUGCAGGUGACCAAACUGCAGAGCCAGAGGAAAUCCCUGUCCACACCCGAGGAGCCAUACGCUCUGGACAUCCUCAUCAUCACCAUACAGGACAUUUUGGCAUACCAGCGGCGCAGCACUCACCGACUCGCCCCGGGUCUCUACCUGGGCUACCUGAAGCUCAGCAGCUCCGUAGACCAGAUCAAAGUCCUGGUGUCCCAGCGGACCCCCAACAUGCUGUGUCACACCCGCAUACGAGACAACUGCAACGUCUCCAGGGAGGAGUGGGACUGGAUCCAGACGCUUUCAGGUGCAGGACAGAAUGACCACAACAGGGAAGGGAGUGAGGGGGCGGAGCCCAGAGCAGAAAGCCAUGCCCCCUUACUGUACUAUGAGCUGCAGACAGCGAUCAAGUCCCUGCUGAAGCACAUCAACCUACCUCUGCACCAGGCCCGUCACUUCCGUCUCUACAGUCAGGAGGUGGUGGAGCUCGGUCACGGUGUCUCCUUCCUGCUGCUGCUGCCAGCUGCCGAUGACGUUUGCUCCGCCCCCGGACAGUCCAACCCCUACAUCCCCCUCUCAGGAUUCCUUCACCUCCCCCUGCAGAUGUUUGAACUUGUUCACUUCUGCACCUACAAGGAGAAGUUCAUCAGCCUGUACUGCCGUCUGUCCUCCGUCUUGGACCUGGACGCCCUCAUUACCCAGCAGACACUGCGGGAGGCCAUCACUGACAGUGAGGUGGCCACAGCCAAACAGAGGCAUCAGCUCAUACUGGACUACAUCCAGCAACUGGAUGAAAUGCGUCGGGACCUCCGCUGGAUCACCGACGCGCUGCAGUACGCUCGCUACAAGCACCCUCGGGGCGGCGUACCCAUCACCUGCCUGGUUGACGUCAGCGCUCCGGAGAGCGACUCCGGCCAGCAAAAGACAGACUCCACCUCCUCCACCAUGGACUACCUGCCCACGCCCUCCCCCUCACCUGAGCUCCGCAGGAGGAAGGCCAUCAGUGACUCUCUACUUGGCUCGGAUGAAGACGGCUCCUCCGAGGUCUUUCUGCCCACUGACAGCGACUAUGACUCCAGUGACGCCCUGAGCCCCCGCGAGCUGGACCUGCUCUACUCCCCACCCCAAGAUCUAUCCCAGCAGGCCGUGCACUCGCUGGGCGGCAGCGCCCCUGAUGUGCUCCAGAUCCAAGAGCUCAGGUACAGCGUUGUCCCGCCCACAGACCUCCCCCUCCCCUCGAUGAUGAAGGAUCCCAAAUCUAAAGAGGCUCCUCUCUCCUCAUCCCUCCUCCCCCACUCUCCCUCUCUGUCCAAGGACUUCAGUCUCUCUAGCUCUGGUUUGGCUCGCUCCCCCUCCCUCUCCAGGACCCUCCCCACCUCUCCGUCCCUUCCCCUGUCCCCCAGAUUCUCCAAAGACCUGCCUCUGUCCCUCCCCCUCUCCCCGGUUCUGUCCGACACCACCAAGACUCUGGAGGGCCUCUCCCUGUCCAAGAGCCACCAGGAGGACGUUGCUCCCCUGAGGGCCCUCGCCAACCCCCCCGCCAAACGCAAACUGCUCUCCAGGAGUCACAGGGGCCAGUACUUCAGCGGGCCCCAGCGCUGGCUGAGGGGCCACAGCGGGGAGAGUCAGACCAGAUCUCUAUCUGAGGGUGUGUACACCAAGCAGCUGGAUCCAGACCUGCCCCCACCUGGGGACCUUCCCUCCCCACAGAGCACCACCUACGUCAGCCACGCCUCCUGCGUCCUGGAGAGCCGGAAGGGCCGACACCGGGAGCCACGGCCCCACGUCCGCAGGAUCUUCGUGGAGCCCUGCAAGGAGCUGUUGCCGGGCGACGAGAGGAGGGGCUGGGAGGAGGAGGGGGAGGGAGGCAGAGAGAUGACGGAAAAGCUGAAGGCUGCAGGCGUGUCGGUGGUCGUGGCACAGGCGGAGUCUGGAGGGGAGGGGGAGGAGCCUGAAGGAGCCGCCGCCCAGGACGUAGACUCAGACGAACAAACCAAUGCACAGGUGUCAGAGAUCCUGAGCAGCACGCUUCUCAGACUGGAGGUGUUGGAGGAAUCCGCUGCAGCCGGGCUCCUGAACAGCCGAGCCUCGGCGGUCAGAGGACGCCGUGUGGGAGGGUGUGAACCAACUGGAAUCUCACACCACCGCUGGCAGGGAGUUUUCCCGCUGGAGCGCUCGGAGCAUUUCAGAGCCGCGGUCCAAGCCACAGGAUCUCUGCUCCCUAGCCCCUCGCUCAAGGACUUGGCUCUGCACACAACAAGUCCGUCAGUGAGAAUGCACGACGCUGUGGAAACGCACAUCCAGUUAUUCAGUGGAGUCUGGGAGAGUCCAGCAGUGUCUGACGUCUCUGCAGUGAAGAUACUCUCCAUGUUUGUGUUGGGCUGUGACCCCAUCAGGACGUCUCAGUCCUGUGUUGCUUGGAUCUGGAGUGUUCUGGACCUGUGUCUUUGGGCAGGUGGACUCUUCAGACUGGUCCUGGAGCAGAUCUGCCCUGAACCUUCUCCCUUAAAAACCCCUCAUCCCACCUCUUUGUGUAUGAGUCUGUGA